AUGUGCCUUUCCUGGGGCUGGGGACUGUCCUACGUUGAUUGGCUUAGAUCUGGUUUAUGCGCUGGUUCCUGAAAUAAACACCGUGUCAAGAGCAGGAUAUACUUGCAGUUUAAUUUAGCCAAACCUGGACCUAUGCUGGAGCUGAGGAUGGAGCAAAUACCAGCAAAACUGCCUGAAUGUUCCCCAGUGCUGUGGGGGUGGAACGGACGCUGAGAAGCUCACCCUAAUAUCCAAUUCACCAUGGAAAAAAGACAGGAAGGAUAUACAGCAAAGUGCCCAUGACAGUUAUUUUCAAGUGGUGAUAUUAUGGGGAAUUUUUAUUUUCUUUUUUACGCUUAUCUGUAUUUUACAUUUUUGACAACAAGCAUAUAUUACUUGAAUAACUUCAAAGAGAAAUGAAAGCUAUAAAUAUGAGGAAAAGCUGGUAUAUAACACUGGCAAGUAAUUAGCAGCUUGAGGGAUUUAAAGCAGAUGUGUUGGCAAACAGGAAACAUGAAUUUUCAGAAUGGUACCAACGGUGCCUUGCAGAAGCUUCCAAUUGCCUUUCUCUUGCCCGUUAGGCAAUUCCGUCGUUUCUACAGACUUAAUCUGAGAUCUCUGAAGGCUAGUCUGGCUUAAAACUACCAGUUUCAGCGGCUUGUAUUUUUCUCUUAUAUUUGGGUGGGGAAGAGUUUUCAGUUUUCCCUUAGAGACACUUUCCCUUGUGGGGCAUGAUAGUGUGUGCCUCGUUGCAGAAGGACCCCUGUAUGCAGAAGUAGAGGCGCUGGCCUCAGGCUCCUCCACUUCCUCUUGGACAGAAGACGCUGAGCAUUUUUUCAGGAAGUGGUCACCCCAGUGGUCCCCAGCUUUCUCAGACUUCCUGCAGCUCUGUACACAGUGAAUCACAGUGAGACACUGGCAGCAGGCACCACGGAAGGGACCCUCAAAUCUGAAGGCUCAAGGUCCUGGGAAAAGAUGAAGUGGAGCAUGCCUCUUGUUUCCUCCUAUUAGAUGCUGAGUGUUGGAAGUUCUUCCUAGGAUUCACAAAGAAACUCCUGCUCUUCUUCCACAUACUUUUUCCUGGGAAAGAAAACUUGUUUCACUGGCAGAAAAGAUCCCCACUGUUAAAGUGAGGUAAAGAAGAUUCUUGCUUCCUCUUUACGCGUCCGCCAUGAUUGUAGGUUUCCUGACGCUUCCCCAGCCAUGCUGAACUCUGGAACACAGACAUGCUGGCUGGACCUCAAUGAAGGGGAUGCCACAUGCUGAGGAUGAUGGAGCCACAUGCUGAGGAUGAUGGAGCAACAAGCAAGAAUAAGCCCAGGACCCUACAGUAAGUAAAUGGUCUCAACCAGUGAAUGGAAAAAGGAAAGUAACUUCAAAUUUUGGAAAGGGAUCCAGAACAAAAUCAUCAAGUUGAAGAUCCUGGAAGAUGACUGAAGCUCAGCCAGGGGGAAGCCAUUUGAUGGUGAAGUGUCAGAGAGCAAAGGAGGAACUGUCAACAAUGGUGAUUCCACUAAUGAAAAUAUCCAAUGUGAGCUGGUGGUCCUUUGCUUGUUGUUCUGAGCACCGAGGGGCAGUUGGCAGCUUCACCUCAGAGCUGCAGGAAGGAACGGGGCAGUGAAAAUCGAAUCGGGUGUGAUCCUAGGCCAAGCUCAUGGCCCAGCAGGGCCAGCAGGGGCAGAUGGCAAGUGGAGACAGCAAUCUCAACUUCAGGAUGGUCGCAGAGAUCCAGAACGUAGAGGGUCAGAACCUGCAGGAGCAGGUUUGCCCUGAGCCCAUUUUCAGGUUCUUCAGAGAAAACAAGGUGGAGAUUGCAAGUGCAAUAACAAGGCCAUUUCCUUUCCUUAUGGGCCUCCGAGACCGCUCCUUCAUCUCUGAGCAGAUGUAUGAACAUUUUCAAGAAGCUUUUAGAAACCUGGUCCCAGUGACAAGAGUGAUGUAUUGUGUACUCAGUGAACUGGAGAAGACAUUUGGCUGGUCACAUCUGGAAGCAUUGUUCAGCAGGAUUAACCUGAUGGCCUAUCCUGAUUUAAACCAGAUUUACAGAAGCUUCCAGAAUGUAUGCUAUGAACACUCACCUCUCCAAAUGAAUAAUGUAAAUGAUUUAGAAGAUAGACCCAGAUUACUACCAUAUGGUAAACAAGAGAACAGCAAUGCCUGUCAUGAAAUAGAUGAUAUAGCAGUGCCUCAGGAAGCCUUGAGCUCCUCGCCAAGGUGUGAGCCAGGUUUCUCUUCAGAGUCUUGUGAGCAAUUAGCUCUCCCAAAGGCUGGUGGAGGAGAUGCUGAAGAUGCACCCAGCCUACUACCAGGUGGGGGAGUGUCCUGUAAACUUGCUAUACAAAUAGAUGAAGGAGAAUCAGAAGAAAUGCCCAAGUUACUGCCUUAUGAUACAGAAGUUCUAGAAAGCGACGGGAUGAUAGAUGCGGCAAGGACAUACAGCACAGCACCAGGGGAGAAACAGGGAGAGGAGGAAGGCAGGAACAGUCCCAGAAAAAGAAACCAAGACAAGGAGAAGUACCAAGAGAGUCCAGAGGGAAGAGACAAAGAGACCUUUGAUCUAAAAACUCCGCAAGUCACUAAUGAAGGAGAACCAGAGAAGGGGCUCGGUCUACUACCAGGUGAAGGAGAAGUUUCUUGUUUCUCUGCAGAGACCUUUGAUCUAAAGACUCCCCAAGUCACUAAUGAAGGAGAACCAGAGAAGGAGCUCAGUCUACUACCAGGUGAAGGAGAAGAGGGCAGUGAUGACUGUUCGGAAAUGUGUGAUGGAGAAGAGCCCCAGGAAGCCUCUAGCUCCCUAGCAAGACGUGGGUCAGUGUCUAGUGAACUAGACAAUCACCCAAUGAAUGAAGAAGGAGAAUCAGAAGAGCUUGCUUCUAGCCUGCUAUAUGGUGAUGUACCAGGAGCAGAGCAAUCAGCAUAUGAAAAUGAGAAGUGUUCCUGUGUCAUGUGUUUCUCAGAAGAGGUGCCAGGAAGCCCAGAAGCAAGGACGGAAAGUGAUCAAGCGUGUGGCACAAUGGAUACUGUGGAUAUUGCAAACAACUCCACUUUGGGAAAACCCAAGAGGAAAAGAAAUAAUAGCAAAGCCGACGGCCAGCUGGUCUCCAGUGAAAAGAAGGCGAACAUGAAUCUGAAAGACCUUUCCAAGAUUAGGGGGAGAAAGAGAGGCAAACCUGGAACCCGCUUCACUCAGAGUGACAGAGCUCCACAGAAAAGAGUCCGAUCAAGAGCUUCGAGAAAGCACAAAGACGAAACUGUGGAUUUUAAGGCUCCUUUGCUUCCAGUGACCUGUGGUGGGGUGAAGGGAAUUUUACAUAAGAAGAAAUUGCAGCAAGGAAUCUUGGUGAAGUGUAUACAGACUGAGGAUGGAAAAUGGUUCACCCCCACGGAAUUUGAAAUCAAAGGAGGCCACGCAAGAUCAAAGAACUGGAGGCUGAGUGUGCGCUGUGGCGGGUGGCCCCUACGAUGGCUGAUGGAGAAUGGAUUUCUGCCUGAUCCUCCAAGAAUACGUUACAGGAAAAAAAAGAGAAUACUGAAGUCUCACAACAAUAACUCAGUUGACCCUUGUAUGAGAAACCUGGAUGAGUGUGAGGUGUGCCGGGAUGGAGGGGAGCUGUUCUGUUGCGACACUUGUUCAAGAGUCUUCCAUGAGGACUGCCACAUCCCACCUGUGGAAAGUGAGAAGACCCCGUGGAAUUGCAUCUUCUGCAGGAUGAAGGAGUCUCCGGGAAGCCAACAGUGUUGUCAGGAAUCUGAGGUCCUGGAGAGGCAGAUGUGUCCUGAGGAACAGUUGAAAUGUGAGUUCCUCCUCUUGAAAGUCUAUUGCUGUUCUGAGAGCUCCUUUUUUGCCAAGAUUCCAUACUAUUAUUAUAUUAGAGAGGCGUGUCAAGGCCUGAAGGAGCCCAUGUGGUUGGAUAAAAUCAAGAAAAGGCUGAAUGAGCACGGUUACCCCCAAGUGGAGGGGUUUGUACAAGACAUGCGCCUCAUCUUCCAGAACCACAGGGCCUCUUACAAGUACAAGGAUUUUGGCCAAAUGGGAUUUAGACUGGAGGCUGAGUUUGAGAAGAAUUUCAAGGAAGUGUUUGCUAUUCAGGAAACAAAUGGGAACAAUUGACUGGAUUAGUGGAUGCUGAAAGCAUUCAGCAAAUGGCACCCUAAAAUAUGCCGCUGGUUUGCCACUGACUUCAAAAUGAGGUCACUUGGGCACAGCACAUGCAGGGAGGGGCUUUUCUCUGAGCCUCCCUCAUCUGCCCAAAGACAAAUCCUCAAAAGGAAAUUCAAUCAUCAUGAAUCACAACCCCAAGUAUCUCAUCAGCCAGGGAAGAGUAAGUGGGAUCACAGGGAAGGAUGUUGGCAGCGACACCAUCCCAUACAGGCUCUUACCUCUUCUCCUGAGGGCUGCUCCAGACAACAUUUAUUACCCGGAAGACCAUUUGUCUGAAAACCAGCCAAGCUUUAUUCAGGACACACUUCUUGCCUUCACUCUCCCACUUCCGUGGCCACCUCCAUGCAGAAGCCCUAAGCCCACAUUCUUUCGAUAGCUCACGGUGGUGUAUGAGUGUCCAUCAUCUGACUCUUCUCGGAGUCUCAUAUUUUGUGGGACUCCUGUGCAAACAUAUGUUAUUAAAAUUUUUUUCCUCCUGUU
Molecule: messenger RNA, 4621 nt
Organism: Gorilla gorilla gorilla (western lowland gorilla)
Lineage: Eukaryota; Metazoa; Chordata; Mammalia; Primates; Hominidae
Gene: SP140
Product: SP140 nuclear body protein
Exons: 30
Coding region: 1634-4090 (818 amino acids)
Biological process (GO): regulation of transcription by RNA polymerase II
Cellular component (GO): nucleus
Molecular function (GO): protein binding; DNA binding; DNA-binding transcription factor activity, RNA polymerase II-specific
Source: RefSeq, a predicted model, not a curated record